AUGAUCGCUCACCGAGAACAUCGCAAUGGAGGACACGAUCGGCUCGUCGCCAUCACCACGGAGAAGAGUCAGGUGCAACAUGUCAUGCUGUUAUACGCUCGAUUGCCCUUCCUGCUUCCGCCUCUUUUCCACACUGCUGACCGUCCUGGCGUGAGCACGUCAAAUUUCGGAACAUCGCACCGAAAUGGCGCAAUCAACUUCACCUCUUGCGUUUGCCGCCAGAAAGUCAAGCACGAGCGAUCACGUUUCGAUCACAACACACCGAUAUUCUUAGUAACCAUGGGGAAAGUUCUUGCAUUGUACCACUACGACACCUACGAACCUCCACCUACGUACCGCAAGGACUGGCCACAGCAGCGAGACACAACAGUAGUGGAAAGCACCCGAUCACCGACAGAGAAAGCAACACACGAUUUGCAUCGCCAGUGUACAGCAGUACGCAAGAUGGCUGCAGUAGCAACACAACUAUCACCAGAAAUCCCAGUUGGCAAAGAUCACUACGCAGCUGCUAGUACAAUCGUCCGCACCAGCAUCGACUCUAAUCCGGGACACAUCACCACGGACACCAGCAACCUGGAAGCAGGAUCGCAUAUCGACCUGAAUGCCACUCACCUCAUCAGCUCACCAUACCCCGACUUCGAGAAUCAGCUCCGCCUAGCAGAUGUUGACAUCCCUUACCAGCUCUUCGCCUUCGCGCUCACAGCACUGAAACAAAUACGCCCAGACUACGCCACGGCACCAUAUUUGGAGUCCUUCAACUGGUCUGAAGUAUUCGCUUUACUACGAACACUCUGCAAGCAGGCUGGCUAUCAAUGGGAGGGGCGACAGUUCUACGUGGUCAUCUUUCGAUCGAAGCUUCAAGUAGGAAUUGAUCGUGAGAGGUUGGGUCUGCUCGAUCAGAUGAGCCACCAGGAAGCUUGUGCAAGCGGAGGAUUGUUGAAGUAUUGGUUUGGAAGUACUGAUGGGGAGAGGAGGAAUUUGGCGACUUGCUUGUGGCGCAACCACGAAGAUGCAGUGGCAGGCGGAGGCGGUCCAUGGCACAAACAAGCGCGAAUGGCUGCAAGGACGAUGUAUGAGUACAUCGACUUCGGUGUGCACCAAAUGGUCGUGGGAGCUGGCGCUGAGUCGUGGCAUAUGGAAGAUUGCAAGCGGUGA
Molecule: messenger RNA, 1155 nt
Organism: Fulvia fulva
Lineage: Eukaryota; Fungi; Ascomycota; Dothideomycetes; Mycosphaerellales; Mycosphaerellaceae
Product: UPF0643 protein
Exons: 2
Coding region: 1-1155 (384 amino acids)
Source: RefSeq, a predicted model, not a curated record